GUCAAGGGCAGCCGUCCCAGUGUGCCAGUGCAGCAGUCCAACCCUAACCCCUAUGCAUCUUGGCAACCUUAUCUUCCGAUGACGCCAAGAGGCAAACUGCACUGCACCCGGGCCGGAGCCUUUUUUUCGCCAGCCCUUCGCCGCUCUUAGCCGACGACAAGUCAACUCCGUGCUUGCCGGUCAAUUUCCCUCCUAAGCACACGGCAUACUAGAACACAAUGGCAUCCCCGAUGCCUCUCCACAGGAUACAAGCGCCGCUGCGGCGUUCCCUCGCGCGGGCCGCCGCCCUCCCGUGCCGGGCCUACGCCACCGUCCCGCCGCCUUCCGACCCGCCCGCGGCGCAACCGCAGCAGCCAUCCGCGGCCCCCAACGGCAUCACGAAGCGGCGGCCGACCUACUUCAAAGACACCACCGUAGCAUCGCUCACUGACUUCCUGCCCACCGCAACACCAGGAACCCUCCCCCCAAGCGAGGCAUACGCGCCGCGGACGGCGACGGUGGGGCCGGAGGGGCGCAAGCGCACCAUCACGCGGCUGCCGGCGUGGCUCAAGACCCCCAUCCCGUCGGCGGGGGCCAACGCCGGCUUCGCCAAGAUCAAGGCCGACCUGCGCGGGCUCGGCCUGCACACCGUCUGCGAGGAGGCCCGCUGCCCCAACAUCGGCGAGUGCUGGGGCGGCGGCAGCAAGGCGGCCGCCACGGCCACGAUUAUGCUUAUGGGUGAUACCUGCACCCGCGGCUGUCGGUUCUGUAGUGUCAAGACGAGUCGGGCCCCGCCGCCGCUCGAUCCGCACGAGCCGGAGAAUACGGCCGAGGCGUUGGCGCGCUGGGGGCUGGGGUAUGUGGUCUUGACGAGUGUGGAUCGUGAUGAUCUGGCGGAUGGCGGCGCGCGGCACUUUGCCGAGACGAUUCGCCGGAUUAAGGCGAAGAAGCCGACCAUGCUGGUGGAGGCGCUGACGGGGGACUUUAGGGGGGAUCUGGAUAUGGUCAAGGUGGUGGCAGAGAGUGGGUUGGAUGUCUAUGCGCAUAACGUCGAGACGGUGGAGGGGCUGACGCCGUAUGUGCGGGACCGGAGGGCUACGUUUAGGCAGAGUCUGAAGGUGCUGGGGCAUGUGAAAGAGGUUAAGGGGAAGGAAGGGAUCAUCACCAAGACCAGCAUCAUGUUGGGGUUGGGGGAGACGGAGGAGGAGCUUUGGGAAACGCUGAGGGAACUGCGGAAGGUCGACGUGGAUGUCGUCACAUUUGGCCAGUACAUGCGGCCCACCAAGCGGCAUCUCCAGGUCGAGCGGUACGUUACGCCCGAUGAGUUUGAGCUCUGGAGGCAACGUGCCCUCGAUAUGGGCUUCUUGUACUGCGCCAGCGGUCCUCUCGUCCGGUCGUCGUACAAGGCCGGUGAGGCGUUCAUUGAGAACGUGUUGAGGAAGCGAGCCGGCGAGAAGGCUAUGGCCGCGGACAGCCUAAGCCAAGCCGUCGCGGCCGAGGAGACGACCGGGAAGUCACUGUAAGGAUACGGGUUGUAAAAACCUUCAACAUUUCGAGGUGGUGUUUCACACACCAUUCAUGAUAGAUGGGAUUGGGAUAGCAUGAGGUUAGGCGUCCGGAGAAGGG
Molecule: messenger RNA, 1605 nt
Organism: Chaetomium fimeti
Lineage: Eukaryota; Fungi; Ascomycota; Sordariomycetes; Sordariales; Chaetomiaceae
Exons: 2
Coding region: 219-1502 (427 amino acids)
Biological process (GO): lipoate biosynthetic process
Cellular component (GO): mitochondrion
Molecular function (GO): lipoate synthase activity; 4 iron, 4 sulfur cluster binding
Source: RefSeq, a predicted model, not a curated record